UGGGCCCGCCGCCGCCCCCCUCGGCUCCUCGGCGGGACUCCGGGAGUUCUCGGCACCCCCUCCCCGCCCCAGCCCCCCAGGGCAGCGGGGCCGGGGGGGACCCGGGGGGCCGGCCGCUGCCUCCGCCCAGAGGAAACUUUACCCAAACAAAAUAUCAUCGAGCUUUCCGAUCGUGACUGUCCCGGGACAAGUGGCCCUGGACGGGCAGAAGCUACAGCCUGCAGAGACUCAGGAAGAGGAAAAAACGGUGAGCGGGGCCGCCGCCGCCUCUACCCCGGCAGCGCGGAAGAGACCCGGGUGGUUGCCUGGUGGAGCUACGCUAGCACCGCUUCUUCCUCAGUUCCGCGCCGAGCCUUUCGCAGCUGCCGCCUCAGCCCGAAGGAGGAAGGGAGCCAGCCCACAUUGUCAGCACCACCGCUCGUCUCUGAAGCAUGCCUGAGCCUGAGUCCCAAGCCAAAUGUGUUGACUGUGAGGCCCUGGUCGAGAGCUGUUUUGCAGGAAAUCUCAGCUAUCCACGAGACUUUUAAAAGGCUCUCUAAAUACUUGAAUGUGAAAACCUUUGCAUCUUCUGAUAGUCUAGCCAAGGUCCAAGAAGUAGCAAGCUGGCUUUUGGAAAUGAAUCAGGAACUGCUCUCUGUGGGCAGCAAAAGACGACGAACUGGAGGCUCUCUGAGAGGGAAUGCUUCCUCAAGCCAGGUAGAUGAGGAGCAGAUGAAUCGCGUGGUGGAGGAGCAGCAGCAGCAGCAGCAGCAACUGAGCUAUCAAGAGGAGGAGCACACUGCACGGAAUGGUGAACUUGUGGGGGCAGACCCCAGGCCUGGAGACCAGAGUGAUUCCCAGCCAGGACACGUGGAGGAAAACAAUAACCGCUUUAUCUCAGUAGAUGAGGACUCUUCAGGAAACCAAGAAGAGCAAGAGGAAGAUGAAGAGCAUGCUGGGGAACAGGACGAGGAGGAGGAGGAAGAAGAGGAGGAGGAGAUGGACCAGGAGAGUGAUGAUUUUGAUCAGUCCGAUGAUAGUAGCAGAGAAGAUGAACAUACGCACAAUAGCAAUGUCACAAACUGUAGUAGUAUCGUGGACCUGCCCAUUCACCAGCUCUCUUCCCCAUUCUAUACAAAGACGACAAAAAUGAAAAGAAAGUUGGACCAUGGUUCUGAGGUCCGUUCCUUUUCUUUGGGAAAGAAACCAUGCAAAGUCUCAGAUUACACCAGUACCACUGGGCUUGUACCAUGUUCAGCAACACCAACGACGUUCGGGGACCUCAGAGCUGCCAAUGGGCAAGGGCAGCAGCGUCGCAGGAUCACAUCUGUCCAGCCGCCCACCGGCCUCCAGGAGUGGCUGAAGAUGUUUCAGAGCUGGAGUGGACCAGAGAAGCUGCUGGCUUUGGAUGAACUCAUCGAUAGCUGUGAGCCGACACAGGUGAAGCACAUGAUGCAGGUGAUAGAGCCCCAGUUCCAGCGAGACUUCAUUUCCUUGCUCCCCAAAGAGCUGGCACUCUAUGUACUUUCAUUCCUGGAACCCAAAGACCUGCUGCAAGCGGCUCAGACUUGUCGAUACUGGAGAAUUUUGGCUGAGGACAACCUUCUCUGGAGAGAAAAAUGUAAAGAAGAGGGAAUUGAUGAGCCAUUGCACAUCAAGAGAAGAAAAAUAAUAAAGCCAGGUUUUAUACACAGCCCGUGGAAGAGUGCAUACAUCAGACAGCACAGAAUUGACACCAACUGGAGACGAGGAGAACUCAAAUCUCCCAAGGUGCUGAAAGGACAUGAUGAUCAUGUCAUCACAUGCCUGCAGUUCUGUGGUAACCGCAUAGUUAGUGGUUCUGAUGACAACACUUUAAAAGUUUGGUCAGCAGUCACGGGCAAGUGCCUAAGAACGUUAGUGGGACACACGGGUGGAGUAUGGUCAUCACAGAUGAGAGACAAUAUCAUCAUCAGUGGAUCCACUGACCGGACCCUCAAAGUAUGGAACGCGGAGACCGGAGAGUGCAUACAUACUUUAUAUGGGCACACUUCCACUGUGCGGUGUAUGCAUCUGCAUGAGAAAAGAGUUGUUAGUGGUUCUCGAGAUGCCACUCUUAGGGUCUGGGAUAUUGAGACCGGCCAGUGUUUACACGUCUUGAUGGGUCACGUAGCUGCAGUCCGCUGUGUCCAGUAUGACGGCAGGAGGGUUGUCAGUGGAGCGUAUGACUUUAUGGUCAAGGUGUGGGAUCCAGAGACUGAGACCUGCCUGCACACGUUACAGGGGCACACUAACAGAGUCUACUCAUUGCAGUUUGAUGGCAUCCAUGUGGUGAGUGGGUCUCUCGAUACAUCAAUCCGAGUCUGGGAUGUGGAGACAGGGAACUGUAUUCACACGUUAACAGGACACCAGUCAUUGACAAGUGGAAUGGAACUCAAGGACAAUAUUCUUGUCUCUGGGAAUGCAGAUUCUACAGUGAAAAUCUGGGAUAUCAAAACAGGACAGUGUUUACAAACAUUGCAGGGUCCCAACAAGCAUCAGAGUGCCGUGACCUGUUUACAGUUCAACAAGAACUUCGUAAUUACCAGCUCAGAUGAUGGAACUGUAAAACUCUGGGACUUGAAAACGGGUGAAUUUAUUCGAAACCUAGUCACAUUGGAGAGUGGGGGGAGCGGGGGAGUUGUGUGGCGGAUCAGAGCCUCCAACACAAAGCUGGUGUGUGCGGUUGGCAGUCGGAAUGGGACUGAAGAAACCAAGCUCUUGGUGCUGGACUUCGAUGUGGACCUGAAAUGAAGAGCAGACAAGAUGAGUCUUGUCCAACUCUGUAGACAAUA
Messenger RNA from Microtus ochrogaster (prairie vole), 2792 nucleotides. RefSeq names its product F-box and WD repeat domain containing 7 (gene Fbxw7). Bases 616 to 2751 code for a protein of 711 amino acids. Gene Ontology annotation, molecular function: ubiquitin binding. Gene Ontology annotation, cellular component: cytoplasm; nucleus. The transcript is spliced from 14 exons. NCBI's taxonomy places the organism in Eukaryota, Metazoa, Chordata, Mammalia, Rodentia, Cricetidae. The record is from RefSeq and is a predicted model, not a curated record. Gene Ontology annotation, biological process: proteasome-mediated ubiquitin-dependent protein catabolic process; ubiquitin recycling.